Messenger RNA from Cannabis sativa, 1332 nucleotides. RefSeq names its product transcriptional regulator TAC1. Bases 327 to 1046 code for a protein of 239 amino acids. NCBI's taxonomy places the organism in Eukaryota, Viridiplantae, Streptophyta, Magnoliopsida, Rosales, Cannabaceae. The record is from RefSeq and is a predicted model, not a curated record. The transcript has a single exon.
UGUGUCUAUGUAUAUAUUAUUAUAUAAGAUAUGACUUAUAUUGGUGUAGUACUAGAAGGUAUAUAUCUAUAGCCGGCUAUAGUUAAUUAAAAAUAUAUAUAAAUUAAAAUAAUUAUGAGGACUUGUUUGGAAAUCUUCUUCAUCACUACUAUCUCUCUCUUUCUUUCUCUCUAUUAAUAAUUAUUCCCUUUUCACUCCAAAACUAUCAUUAGAUUAUAUCCCUAUUUCUUCUUCUUCUUCUUCAUUCAUUACAAUUAUAAAUUUCUCUUUUCAAUAAUUUUUCCUUUCCCUUUUAAUUUUUUUCCUUUUCAAUAACAUAUAUACAUAUGGGAGAUCAUGAUCAUGAUGAUCAUCAAUCGAAAUUGAUAAGCUCAUCAUCAAUAUCAUCAUCGAGUAGUGAGGAAACAACGACAAAUCAUCAUCAUGAUCACGAAAUUCUGGAAGAGCAAAACAACGUUGUUACAGUUAACGUUGGAACAGGUAAUAAUAAUAACAAUAAUAAUCAUCGUUGGUACGAGUGUGUAUUUUGUAAAAGAGGCUUCACAACAGCACAAGCCCUAGGCGGACACAUGAAUAUUCAUCGCAAACAGAGAAGAUCAUCGCCUAAUAAUAAUAAUAAUAACAAUCAUAAUAAUAAAAAGUUAUUAUUAUUAGGAGAUGAUCACCAUCAAGAGGAGAUUACUACUAUUAAUACUAGUACUAAUUUGAGGACCUUUCUUGCAAUUAAUCAAAGUUGUUGUAGUACUACACCACCACCACAACUUCUACCACUACAUGAGUAUUUUGCAAACUCAUCCUCGGAUCAUCAUGAUGAGGGUAUAAAUGUAAAUUACCAUCAAAUUAAUAAGGGUAAUUUAUUUGAUCAUGUGGUAACAACACCCAAGGAUAAGGGUCUUGAUUUUCAUGAGUAUUUGAGUUUGGGAAUUAAUAAUUAUAAUAAUAAUAAAGAGAAAAUAAUAAGUACUUGUGUUCAUGAUCAAGAAGAAGAUGAUGUUGAAGUACUAGAUUUGGAGCUUCGACUUGGCUAUCAUCAUAAGUAUUACUAGCUAGUAUUUUUGUUUAAUUAAUUAAUAUAUUUAUUUAUUUAUUUAUUAUUAUAUGUGUUUUUUAUAUAUAGAUAUUAUUAAUUAUAUGUGUUGUUAAUUAAUUAGUAGUAGUAGUAGUUAAGGUAUAUAAUAAACCUAAUCCUUUUUUUUUCAAUUGUUUAUUAAUUAUUAGUAUAUCUAAUUAAUUUAAGUGAUUAACAAUUUGAUUAUGGUUUUUGUCUAAAACAAUAUUAUUUUAAGAUUUAUUCAAUUUUGAUGAUUACUUUUUAGUAACAAUAUAUGGAUU